Molecule: messenger RNA, 1345 nt
Organism: Lycium ferocissimum
Lineage: Eukaryota; Viridiplantae; Streptophyta; Magnoliopsida; Solanales; Solanaceae
Product: zinc transporter 5-like
Exons: 3
Coding region: 150-1172 (340 amino acids)
Biological process (GO): zinc ion transmembrane transport
Cellular component (GO): plasma membrane
Molecular function (GO): zinc ion transmembrane transporter activity
Source: RefSeq, a predicted model, not a curated record
GUUGUGCAUCUCUUUCUUAGUUUUCUCUCAGGCCUUCUCCUUUUUGUUUUGUUCAACACUUCUUAAAGAAAGAGUCAAUAAAAGAGCCAAACUAUCCAUUGGGAUUGAAGAGCUUCUUUUUGGUUUUCCAUACACAUUUUAAUUUAGACAUGGCAAAAUUCGAAAAGGUCAUUUUUUGGUCCAUUUUCUUGCUUCUUCCCACCAUAGUAUUAGGCAAGUCUAAUUGUACUUGUGAUCCUGAUGAAGGAGUAGUAAACAAAACCAAGGCACUUCAUUAUAAACUGGGAGCUAUAGCUUCUAUUUUGGUUGCUAGUGCAAUUGGGGUGUGUAUUCCAGUACUUGGAAAAGCAAUUCCAGCAUUAAGCCCGGAGAGGAAUUUUUUCUUCAUAAUCAAAGCUUUCGCCGCUGGCGUGAUCUUAGCCACAGGGUUUAUACAUGUACUUCCUGAUGCAUUUGAUAAACUGACAAAACCAUGUUUGAAAGAACAACCGUGGGGAAAGUUUCCUUUUAGUGGAUUUGUGGCAAUGGUUGCUGCCAUGGGCACUCUCAUGGUGGACACUUACGCAACUUCUUAUUACAAUAAGAAAAAUGACUUGAAAAAUGAUGAAGGAGAUAAUCAUGUUCACUCGCAUGCCACAAAUGGCCAUGCACAUAGUUCAGAAUCAAUGAUGAGUGGUUCUGAUUCCGAGCUCCUUCGUUACCGCGUUAUCUCUCAAGUUUUGGAACUGGGAAUAAUUGUACACUCUGUGAUUAUUGGAAUAGCUUUGGGUGCCUCUGGAGACCCCAAUAAAGUAAGGUCUCUUAUAGCUGCUUUGACUUUUCAUCAAUUUUUCGAGGGCAUGGGACUUGGUGGAUCCAUUGCUCAGGCAAAAUUCAAGUCUCUUGCAGUGUCAAUAAUGGCUUUAUUUUUCUCUCUCACAACUCCAAUUGGAAUUGCAAUCGGAAUAGGAAUAACAAAAGGUUAUAAUGAAAACGAUCAAAAGGCUCUCAUUGUGGAAGGAGUAUUUAAUUCAGCUUCAGCUGGUAUCUUGAUUUAUAUGGCACUAGUUGAUCUUUUAGCUGCCGAUUUUAUGCAUCCAAGAAUGCAAUGCAACAGAAAGCUUCAAUUAGGAGCUAAUGUUUCACUUCUUUUUGGUGCUGGACUCAUGUCUCUCAUGGCCAAAUGGGCUUAAUUGAUCAACACAGAUUAUUAUCCAUUUCACAUUUUUGUCUUUUGCUUUCACUGCACGUUCUUUUGGCAGUACUCAGUUGUACAAAAUAUGAUUGUAAAUAUUUUUGAAUUACAUUUCCUCAUAUUAUAUGAUAUCUGGUUGAUAUGUUUUGCUUACACAAAAUAUUUUACUUU